This is a messenger RNA of Drosophila navojoa, 690 nucleotides long. RefSeq lists its product as uncharacterized. NCBI's taxonomy places the organism in Eukaryota, Metazoa, Arthropoda, Insecta, Diptera, Drosophilidae. The record is from RefSeq and is a predicted model, not a curated record.
UUGUUCUUAUUUGCUGUUGAUUUGCCAGCAUAAUUGUGGUCAUCGCUGCAGCUGGUGACGGCUUAACGGUAACUGUAACUGUAAAUGUAUUUGUGGCUGCUCUUAAGCAGCGCUCGCACACUCAAGUAUGUUGCACUUUGGUCGUAGCUAAAGCGAAUUUCGGGCUAACGUGCUAAGCACAGUGAGCAAAACAAAAGACUUAAGCAAAGAACUUGCCCGGGCGUACAGUGUGGCCAUAUUUUAGGGGUGACAGCUCGGCCAGAAGCAUGGCCCUAUUUCCCUCCUCCUCGCGUCCGCGCACGCUCAUGGAGCAGCUGUUGGCGCGCAAAAUUGAAGCGGCCGCUGGUUCCGGUUCCGGUGCCGCUUCCAGUGCCAGUUCCAGUGCUGGUGCUGCUGCCGGCACUAGUGCUAGUGUCGGCGUUGUUGCCGGCUCCGGUUCCAGUGCCCUGCCAUUGGCCGGCGCGCCCACCGCUGCUGGCAUUGUGAGCCGAUUGCGACGAACCGAUUCGCUGGACUCAACGAGCAGCCUGGGCUCUCUGGCGUUCGGCGAGGACGUCUGCCGCUGCGACGACUGCCUGCUGGGCAUUGUCGAUCUGUACGUGAUCAGUGCGGCCGAGGCGGCCAAAAAGAAGGUAGGUGCUGCGAGUGGCCCAAAAGCUGUUACGACUUAGACACACACUUUCUUGCUCU